Hemibagrus wyckioides is the source of this 3492-nucleotide messenger RNA. RefSeq names its product protein kinase C, eta, b (gene prkchb). Bases 464 to 2491 code for a protein of 675 amino acids. Gene Ontology annotation, biological process: protein phosphorylation. The record is from RefSeq and is a predicted model, not a curated record. Lineage: Eukaryota; Metazoa; Chordata; Actinopteri; Siluriformes; Bagridae. The transcript is spliced from 14 exons. Gene Ontology annotation, molecular function: ATP binding; diacylglycerol-dependent serine/threonine kinase activity.
CGCGCGCGCGCGCGCGCUUGGGCAGUCUGUUUAGUUACGCAUUGUUGACGUGCUCAAGGAAAGAUCCUGGUGAUGAUGAGAGAGGAAUGCGAUCAACGAGCCUGUUUGUGAUUGCGGAACUUAAACACCCUACAAAGGCGGACAGAAAAAUUUACAGCAGGAAACACGUAGCAGUCAGGGAUCUCCGGCACAUUUUCUACCUGGCACUUCACGCCUUGAUUUGAGUCAGUGCUUUCACUUUAGCCACGCUCGGUUUGCUUCGGAAACUUAAUACUGUGUGAAGUCGAAGUGCAGUCCAUUUCUUUCUUGUCAGUCCGGCCAUGAGUGUGUUGUGUUGUCGCCUCUGUCUCUGCGUCGCUCCCCGCAUACUUUCACGUUCGACUCAUCCAGAAGGCGUGUGAACACCUGGAGCAACAGGAUAGCAGUGCAGAAGUGCAGCUUUCAGUCCUCUCGGAAAGAAAACAUGAGAUUCACCGGCUACAUGAGACUGCGCAUCAGGGAGGCUGUGGACUUGAAGCCCACCUCUUUCUCCACGCGCCACACUUUCACCAGGAAAACCCAACAGCUGGAUCCCUACAUCGCGGUCAAAGUGGACGAUUUUAAAGUGGGCCAGACAACCAUCAGACCCAGGACCAACCAACCCGUCUUCAAUGAAGAAUUCUGCCCGUAUGUAUGCGAGGGCAAAGUGCUCGAACUGGCCGUUUUCCACGACACACCGAUUGGAUACGAUGACUUCGUGGCGAACUGCACCAUGCAGCUGGAGAGUCUGUUAACGUCAUCCAGCAGCAGACAGACGUUUGAGGGAUGGGUUAACCUAGAACCAGAGGGCAAGGUCUACAUCUUCAUCUCUCUCACAGGAUCCUUCACAGAUGAGGAUGCACUUGUUAAUGGAUGGAGAACUCAUAAGCAGUUAAGCAGGAAAAGACAGAGGGCUCUGAAGAGGAAAGUGCACCAAGUCAAUGGACACAAGUUCAUGGCCACUUUCCUACGACAGCCUACAUUUUGCUGCCACUGCAAAAAUUUCAUAUGGGGAGUUUUCGGAAAGCAGGGUUAUCAGUGUCAAGUAUGCACUUGUGUGGUCCAUAAGAAAUGCCACCAUCUGGUUGUUAGUGAAUGUCCAAAGAUGAAGAAAACAGGAAAUGAGGGUCCCAGUCAAGGUUUUAGCAUCAACAUACCUCAUCAAUUUCAUGUGCACAAUUAUAAAGUGCCCACUUACUGUAACCACUGUGGAUCACUCCUGUACGGUCUGCUGAAACAGGGUCUUCAGUGCAAAGGUUGUAAGAUGAAUGUGCACAUUCGUUGUGAAAAAAAUGUUGCUCCCACUUGUGGGGUGAAUGGUGCGGAGCUGGCUAGCAAGUUGGCAGAAAUGGGCUUGGAGCCAGGUAGACUCAGCAAGCGCAGUUCACAGACAAGCACGUCCUCUGUGAAGACAAAUUCUAGUAUUAGAAGUCUGGGGCAGUCUGAAAUGGCUAUGAAGGACAGUAUGAACGUGGGGCUUGAGGAUUUUACAUUCCUCCAGGUCCUGGGAAAAGGCAGCUUUGGCAAGGUGAUGCUGGCUCACAUGAAUGCUAAUGAGCAAGUAUAUGCAGUGAAGGUGCUGAAGAAAGAUGUCAUACUCCAAGAUGAUGACGUAGAGUCCACUAUGAUCGAGAAGCGAGUGUUGGCUCUGGCUCACCAUCACCCAUACCUCACACACCUGUACUACUGUUUUCAGACUACUGACCGUUUGUUCUUUGUAAUGGAGUUUGUGAAUGGUGGAGACCUCAUGUUUCACAUUCAGAAGUCCCGGCGGUUUGAGGAGGCCCGAGCACGGUUCUAUGCUGCUGAAAUCACCUCAGCUCUUAUGUUCCUCCACUCCAAAGGCAUCAUUUACAGAGACCUGAAACUGGACAACAUACUACUGGACAAAGAUGGCCACUGUAAACUGGCAGACUUUGGAAUGUGCAAGGAAGGGAUGAGUGAUGGAGCCCUCACUGCCACCUUCUGUGGGACACCAGACUACAUUGCACCUGAAAUCAUUCUAGAGGAACCGUACGGCGUGUCUGUGGACUGGUGGGCUAUGGGAGUCCUGCUGUUUGAGAUGCUGUGUGGACAUGCACCAUUUGAGGCAGAGACGGAGGACGAGUUGUUUGAGUGCAUCCUCAGGGAUGACGUGAUCUAUUCAUCUUGGCUUAGCAAUGAGGCAGAAGACAUCCUCAGAGGGUUCCUGACCAAAGACGCUUCAAGCCGGCUGGGCUGUAUAGAGAGAGAUGGAGGCGAGAAGGCAAUCACUUCUCACCCCUUCUUCAGAGACUUGGACUGGGAGAAGCUGAGGAAGCGUGAAUUGGAUUCCCCCUUCAAACCUCGAAUAAAAUCUUCGGUGGACGUGAACAAUUUUGAUCCUGACUUCACCCAGGAAGAGCCCACACUCACCCCUAUAGAAGAAGCACUGAUCCCACUGAACCAAGAUGACUUCAAAGACUUCUCAUACACAGCUCCUGAGCAUGUUUAACCCACAAAUAUGUGUUUAAUGCUUUUUUACACUUAGGGUCAUACAUGUACAAUCUUGCUAAAAUAAACAUUUAGUCCUACCAACAUUGAAAAUGUUUAAUGGAAUCUGACAGGGUGAAUUUAUGCACAGUUUGAUCCACUGCUGUCCAAACACACCAGAACACGUAGGCCAUAUUUUAUUUUUAAUCCUUACUUUGCCAUGAAAUCCUCUUGGACUGCACACUUAGUGCUGUGAUUUCCUAUUCCAUUGCUUUAAAACUACUAUUUCGGGUUAGUUCUACUUUAACAUGCGUGAGUAAUUCUGUCAAUUAAAAAAUCCCAUAAUCACCUAAAUUAGUUGUGUUAUGCUUAAGAAAACAAAUCAUUUUCAGGGCCGAGUUCCCAAGAGAAGGAUUAAGAUUGGCUGGUUUACCGUUUUUUCUUGUUGGAACAAGUCUGAUUCAACUCUAAUAGGACAAGCUGAAGAGUUUAUUAUCAUGGUGUGUUUUCACUUCUAUAAAACACAUCAUUAAUCCAGGACUGUUGCUUGGAAACAGAAUAAUCACAAAGACAUUGCUCUCUACGAUUCAGUGUAAUGGCUAUGAAUUGGAGUGAAUCCUCUACAUGAGCAUUGUCUAGUCGUUUUCAUGCUUAUGUUGCAUUUUUUUUCCAGCUGUCAACAUGCAGCUUGAGUCUGGGUUUAAGAUAGAUUGAACUCAGUGCAUUGGAAAAAUAGGCAUCUUGAUUCAUGUUUACAGAUGUCUUAAUACACUUCAUAUAUGUGAAAUGAACUGUGCACUUACAGUAAACACAAGAACGGGUACACUUCCCUUAUUUUGGUCAUGAGGUUAGCACUGCAUACGUCAACUGGAAAAGGGACUUCCGGAAGAGUGCUUAUGAUAAAUUGACUGAAAAGACUGGAUAUUUUAUGUACACUGAUGUGAUGUGUGUGAGACUUAUCAACUGCCUUAAGUGUAAACAGACCAAAUAAUGUAAUAAAUGUUGCCUUUUUUAUAUUACCUA